Molecule: messenger RNA, 13617 nt
Organism: Rhineura floridana
Lineage: Eukaryota; Metazoa; Chordata; Lepidosauria; Squamata; Rhineuridae
Gene: HEATR5A
Product: HEAT repeat containing 5A
Exons: 38
Coding region: 312-6563 (2083 amino acids)
Biological process (GO): intracellular protein localization; retrograde transport, endosome to Golgi; endocytosis
Cellular component (GO): endocytic vesicle; membrane; Golgi apparatus
Source: RefSeq, a predicted model, not a curated record
GAAAGAGGGAGGAAGCCACAGGAGAGCAGCUCCUCCUCCUCACCGAGGGGAGGGUGCGGGCUUCCCUGGUUCAGGGCGAAGAGAGGCGGCGGUGGAGGAAGAGGUGGGAGUUCUCGCCCGUGAAUUCCCAAUUCCGAGGUGGCAGCCUCUGCAGAUCCCGAGGAGACAGCGAGAGGGAGAGGAGACUUCCCCGGGUAAGCUGGAUGCAGGCCGGCCAGGUGUUCCAUUUUAUUCAGCUAAUACCAGCUAGCUACAGUCCUGAAUGUCUUCAUGAGUGGCUUUCAGAUAGUGAGAAAGCGACGCUUUAAGGGAUGGAGUUGGCUCACAGCUUAUUACUUAAUGAAGAAGGCUAUAACCAACUGGGUGAAUUUCAGAAAGCAGAGUUUAUUUUUGAGUGGCUGAGGUUUUUGGAAAAACUUUUGCCAGCAACCAGUCGGGCUGAUAUAAAGGAAAAACAGAGCAAGCUUGUUGAACAACUGGUAUCUUUAUUAACCAGCUCACCAGGACCUCCUGCCAGACAGCUUAUUGCCAAGAACCUUGCUAUACUAUAUAGCUCUGGAGACACUUUCUCUGUUCACCAAACAAUUGACAAAUGCAAUGAACUUAUUCGCAGUAAAGAUGAUUCACCAAGUUAUCUACCUACAAAACUCGCUGCAGUCGUUUGUUUGGGCUGUUUGUACAAAAAACUGGGAAGAAUUUUGGGCAACAGCUUUAUGGAUACUGUAGGGAAUAUCCUUAAAGCAAUUAAGAAUGCAGAGUCUCAAGGGCGGUAUGAGAUCAUGCUGAGUUUGCAAAAUAUAUUGAAAGGUCUGGGAGUUGCUGCUAUUCCAUGUCACAGAGAUAUUUACAAAGCUGCCCGUUCAUGCUUAACAGAUAGAUCAAUGGCAGUUCGCUGUGCUGCUGCAAAGUGUCUUCUCGAACUGCAGAAUGAAGCAACUUUCAUGUGGAGUACAGACCUGGAUAGCGUUGUAACUCUGUGUUUUAAGUCAUUUGAAGGGUCAGAUUAUGAUGUACAACUUGCUGUUUCUAAGCUCUUAGGCAAAGUGUUGGUUAGUGCUGUUACAUCUAAACAAGGCACAGCAUCUGCCAGACAAAAUGUUCACAAAAUCUCAUUUGAGGAAGCUUUGGAACUGCUGAGUACAGGUUUCCUUCGUGGGAGUUCAGGAUUUCUACGAGCCAGUGGUGACAUUCUGAAAGGGACGAGCUCAGUCAGCAGGGAUGUUAGAGUUGGAGUCACUCAGGCAUAUGUGGUAUUUAUCUCCACACUAGGAGGGCAGUGGCUUGAAAGGAAUUUUUCUGCUUUGUUUUCCCAUGUUCUGGACCUCGUUUCUCAGUCUCACCCUAAAGCUAUUCAGACUCAGAUGGAUACUCUCUGCCGUCGUCGUUGUAUUUCAUUUAUCCUCCGAGCUACAGUAGGAGGCCUUCUUGGGGAAAAGGCUCAAAUUGCAACUGCCAAGGAGAUUUGUCAAGCCAUCUGGAAGCUGAAGAAAGUUAUGGAUGCUGCAGUCAGUGAUGGUAACAUGGAAACCCGUGUUGGUUCAACAGAUGUAGUAGCAAGCCAACAUAUGCUUAUAUGUUCCCUGGAAGAGCUUGGAAACCUAAUACAUAGCUUAGGCACUACUGCUGCACCAGUGCUGCAAGAUUCUAGUGCAGGGGUUCUGGAUGCAGUGGUCUCCAUUAUCCUUCACCCCAGCAUUUCAGUUCAGCUAGCAGCAGCAUGGUGCUUACGCUGCAUUGCUGUAGCAUUGCCCUGUUUUCUCUCGCCACUUCUGGAUCGUUGUAUUGGGCGACUCACAGCACUAAAAUCCUCACCAGAAGCAGUGACUGGCUACAGCUUUGCUAUUGCUGCUUUGUUGGGAGCUGUCAGAAUGUGUCCUUUAGGAAUACCACACUGUAAAGGAAAGGUCAUCAUGAUGGUAGCUGAGGAUUUGUUGCGUUCUGCUUCUCAGAAUAGCCGUAUUUCAGUACAACGAAUGCAAUCUGGAUGGCUAUUAAUAGCUGCCCUAAUGACAUUGGGUCCUGCAGUUGUUCAGCACCAUCUUCCAAGAAUGCUAUCACUUUGGAAAUGUGUGUUUCCAAUAUCACCUAAAGAUUUAGAAACUGAGAAGAGCCGAGGUGAUUCAUUUACUUGGCAAGUAACAUUGGAAAGCCGUGCAGGUGCUCUCUGUGCUAUCAAAAGUUUUAUUGUCCAUUGUGGGGGCCUUCUUACAGAUGAAGUUAUUCAAAGACUACUUCCUCCCCUUCCGUGUGCUGUUGAUUUACUGACACUUCUUCCUUCAUUAAAUAAAACCUAUGGCAAUCCUCUAAAACCAUCCUCAGUGAUAUACAGGAAAAGACUUUAUGAACUGCUUGCUUUGUUGCCUCCGAAGGCCUAUGAAGGAAGCUUCUCUGCUGUUCUCAAAGAAUUAGUGCUGGAUUUGACUCAGCCCGAUAACCAGAUGGCACCCUCUGCUGCUUAUUUUCUAUCUCUCUGUCAUCAGAAUGAACUUACCUUACUUGGUACCUUACUACAGGAGACAGAGCACAGAUUUAUUGAAGAGCAGCUGUUCUUAGUUAACAGUGUAGCUGGUGGUAGUAUGGAGUAUGACCCAUAUUCAGUUUAUGAGAGAGCUGCAGAAGGUGAUUCCAUGCCUAAGCCCUUACCUCCAACUGUAUCCAUUAUUGGUGCAGCAACUCGUCUCUUUGGAGUAAUAUUUUCCCAUGUUGUAGAGCCCAAAAGACUACAAGUAUUAGAACAAUUAUUGACGUCCAUAAAACAAACCAAAGGAUCACGGCAGCAGAUAGUACAACAAAAUGUUAUAUCAGCAUUUUCUAAUGUUCUGAAGCACUUGGCUAGCUGCAAAGGAAAUUUAGGUUCUGAAGAAAUCCGAAGCUGUGCUCUGACUUUAGUGAUGAGUGCCUUGGAAAGCAGUAACCUGCUCUUAAGAUGUUCUGCUGCAGAAGCCUUAGCCAGACUUGCACAGGUAGUGGCUGACAGUGCCUUCUCUGCUGGAUUGGUGCAAAUUAGCUUUGACAAGCUAAAAUCGGCCAGAGAUGUGAUAUCAAGAACAGGACAUUCUUUGGCUCUGGGAUCUCUCUAUAGAUAUCUAGGAGGAAUAGGCUCUACUCAGCACCUGAAUGCAUCUGUGGGAAUACUUUAUACAUUAUCUCAGGACAGCACUUCACCUGAAGUACAGACUUGGGCACUGCAUUCUCUGUCACUGGUCAUUGAUUCUGCUGGUCCUCUUUAUCAUGUGCAUGUGGAAUCUACCCUCUCUCUUGUUCUCAUGUUGUUGUUGACUGUGCCUCCUGCUUACACUGAAGUCCAUCAAAGUCUUGGUCGCUGUUUAAAUGCGCUUAUAGCCACUUUGGGUCCUGAGCUGCAAGGAAGCAGCACUACAGUUUCAACCUUAAGGGCAUCUUGUCUCCUGGGCUGUGCAGUGAUGCAAGAUAAUCCUGACUGCCUUGUCCAAGCUCAAGCCAUCUCUUGCCUUCAGCAGCUUCAUAUGUUUGCUCCUCGUCAUGUAAACUUGUCUAGCCUUGUACGGUGCCUGUGUGAGAUCUUGUUGGAAAAUUCUGUGUUGGUGAAUCUCUCUAGUUCAUAUCUGUUGUUGAGACGAGCAGUACUAGCUUGUUUGCAUCAGCUUGUACAGAGAGAGGCAGCUGAGGUAUCUGAACAUGCUGUGGCCCUUGCUAAGGACAGCAGAGAAGACUUUAGUCCAGGAAUUAAUAUCAGAGAAGUAGGUCUUGAAGGGGCAUUGCUGAGCUUGUUAGAUAAAGAACUAGAUGCAAAGUUAUGCCAAGAUAUCAGAGAGACUCUGAACCAUAUGCUUAUAUCAGUGGGAGCUGAAAAACUCUCUUUCUGGUUGAAACUCUGCAAAGAUGUUCUAGCUGCCUCUGCUGAUUUCCUAACAGUUGCUUCAGUGGACACAACACAAGAAGAAGAGGGAGCUCAAGGGGAUGAUGAAUUAGCAUUAGCUUUGGAAAAUGACGAAAAACUGCAUCCUUUCCCUCAUCCUCAGUGGUCUACUAGAGUCUUUGCCGCAGAGUGUGUGUGUAAAAUUAUCAGCCAGUGUGAGAAUGCAGGCAGUGCUCACUUUGACAUAGCUUUGGCACAGGAAAUGAAGCAAAGAGAUUCAAGAGAUGAUUUCCUAGUGCUGCAUUUAGCUGACUUGAUCCGCAUGGCUUUUAUGGCUGCCACUGAUCACAGCAACCAACUUCGUCUUUCUGGCCUUGAGAUGUUGUUAGUUCUUGUUCAGAAGUUUGCUACUGUGCCAGAGCCAGAGUUCCCAGGUCAUGUGAUUCUGGAGCAAUAUCAAGCAAAUGUUGGUGCAGCACUUAGACCAGCCUUUACCCCUGAAACACCACCCGAUGUAACAGCAAAAGCGUGUCAGGUUUGCAGUGCUUGGAUAGCAAGUGGUGUAGUAAGUGAUCAAAAUGACCUUCAGAGGGUUCAUCAGUUACUUGUGACAUCUUUGACCAAAGUACAAGCUGGAAAAGAAGCACAAAACCAACUGUACAAUGAAGGCACGUCAACUAUGGAGAUCCUGGCUGUGCUAAAAGCUUGGGCAGAGGUUUAUAUAGUUGCAGUACAAAGACAGAAAAAACAAAGCUACAAUAACAGACCAUCUUUGGUAAUAAACAUCACUGAGGAGAGCUGCAGGGAUCAAAUAUCUCCAUCAGAUGAACUUCUGGAGCUAGUCCGAGCAGACCUGGGGAAUCUGAGCAAACUCUGGCUUGCUGCACUCCAGGAUUUCGCUCUCUUAACUUUGCCUUCAGAAUACACCUCUCAACUUCCUGCUGAAGGUGGUGCUUUCUAUACUGCAGAGGCAACUGAAAAUUCAAGACCACAUUAUCAAAACUCUUGGGCUCUGAUUCUCCAUGCAACAGCAUUGUGGCUUACCAGCACAGGUUUCCUUGUUGGUGAUUCAGAUGAAGAUCUAACUAAUCUCUCUCGACCUGUCACUCCAACUUCUAUGUGUCAAGACUCAACAUCUAGAGCUGCUGUAAAAUCACCUGAAGAUGUGAAUACUGAUAGAUUUCAUCUUGUAUUGGGAAUUUGUGUGGAAUUUCUCUGUUCUCCUCGGUCAGAUGCAACAAUGGAAAACAUUACUGCUUGCCUACAUACCUUACAGGUGCUGCUUGAUGUUCCUUGGCCAAGGUCUAAGAUUGGUAGCGAUCAGGAACUGAGUGUUGAGCUGCUGAAUGUUCUGCAUCGGCUUAUACUGACAAGAGAGUCCCCUGAUAUUCAACUUGCUGCUGUAGAGGUUGUUCAACAGAUUAUUUUUGCAGCUCAGGAACAUGUCAAAGAAAAAAGGAGAAGUGCAGAAGUUGAUGAUGGAGCUGAAGAGAAAGAAACACUGCCAGAGUUUGGAGAAGGCAAAGACACAGGAGGACUGAUACCUGGGAAGUCCUUAGUCUUUGCAACCCUGGAGAUGUGUGUGUGCAUUCUUGUAAGACAGUUGCCUCAGCUUAACCCGAAGAUAACAGGUAGUCCCGGAAUUACAACUGGAAAACCUCAGUUGUUAUCAGAGAAUGGAAGCAGACUGGUAUCAGCAGCAUUGGGAAUCCUCUCUGACGUUCCUGCAGUCUGUUCACCAGAAGGAAGCAUUGCUGUUCUUCCUACUAUCUUGUAUCUGAUUAUUGGAGUCCUCAGAGGAACUGCUGUGAAAUUACCCUCCGGCCAGUUACCUUUGACUGUUGCUGCAUCAUUACAAGCUCUUAAAGGAGUGCUGUCUUCUCCCAUGGCUCGGGCAGAGAAGAGCCGGAUGGCUUGGAAUGAAUUGCUCCGUAGUGCUUUGGUCACUAUUCUUAAUUUUUGGGAACAAGAUGGUGCUCAGCAAGAAUUGGAUGAGGGUAGCCUGCUGACUGCAAUCACAGUAUUCAUUUUGUCUACAAGUACAGAAGUUACUGCUAUGGAGUGCCUUCAGAUGUGUUGUAUUGAAAAAUUUCAAUCAGCAAUGGAAUCUAAAGAUCCUAUUGUACAACUUAAAUGCUACCAGCUUCUCCUUACCAUUUUUCAGUAUCCAAACCGAGCAAUCUCGUAUGCUUACAUUCAUUCAUUAGCAUCAUCAGUUGUCGGCAAACUGCAGGAAACAGAGAAAGCUAAACCUGAGAAUUCUGCUGAACUUCAGGUUGUUCAGGAAGGAAUAAAAGUGGUGGCUGCUGUUAUAGCCCUUGCCGAGGAGGAACAUCGAACUCAGCUAGUGGCUUGCUUUCUACCUAUCCUCAUUUCUUUUCUUUUGGAUGAGAAUGCUCUAGGAUCAGCUACAAGUUCAGCAAGGAGUCUACAUGAGUUUGCUUUACAGUAUCUGAUGCAGAUUGGUCCACAGUACUCCUCAGUCUUUAAAAAGCUAAUGGCUUCUUCUCCACCAAUGAAAGCAAGGCUUGAAUCAGCUGUGAAGGGCAAUCAGGAAAGCAUCAAGGACAAGACAACACCUAAGCAUUCAAAGAAUGCUGGGAAAAGCUCAACUAUUCAACUAAAGACCAACUUUCUAUAUGCCUUCAUACCCGAGGACUGGAAAGUGGCCGAUGUAACACCAAUCUUACAUUGGAUCCCGGAAAUUACAGGCCAGAUAGCUUAACAUCUGUCCUGGAAGAACUAGUGGAAAGUAUUGUUAAAGAUAAAAUAACCAAGCAUGUAGAAGAUCAAGCCUUGCUGAAGCAGAACUACUACAGUGUGUCACAAGCAUAUAGACAGAGAUGAUCCAGUGGACACAGUGUUGUUUGCUUUUCAAAAAGCUUUUGACAAGGUACCUCACCAAAGAGUCAUGUGGAAUGGAAUGGAAUAAGAGGAGAGCUCCUCUUGUGGAUCAAGAACUGGUUAAGCAGCAGGAACCAGAGAAAGGGAAUAAAUGCACGAUUCUCCCAAUGGAGUGAUGUAGAAGGUUGGGGUCCUCCAAGGAUCAGUAUUGGGACCUGCACAUUUUAACUGACUCAUAAACAAUCUAGAGUUGGGGUAAGCAGUUAGGUAUCCAAGUUUGCUGAUGAUACUAAAUUGUUCAGGGUCAUUAAAAAGGGACUGGGAAGAGCUCCAAAAGGAUCUCUCCAAACUGAAUGGGCGGUAAAAUGGCAAAUGCAAUUUAAUGUAAACAAGUAUAAAGAUAUGCGUAUUGGAGCAAAAAAUCAUUUAUUUCACAUAUAUGCUCAUGGGGUCUGGUGGUGACCAACCAGAAAUGAGACCUUGGGGUUGUAGUGAAUAACUUGAUUAAGAUGUUAACCCAAUGUGUGGCAGAUGUGAAAAAAGCAAAUUACGUGCUAAGGAUCAUUAGGAAGAUACUGAAUAUAAAACUGCCAAUAUUAUACUGCUGUUAUAUACUGCAGGCGCAUUUCGAAUACUGUGUACAGUUCUGGUUGGCACACCUCAGAAAGGAUAUUGUAGAGCUGGAAAAGGUUCAGAAAAGGGCAACCAAAAUGUUCGGAGCACUGAGUGACUCCCCUAGAGGAAAGGUUGCCGCAUUUGGGGCUUUUUAGUUUAGAGAAAAGGCAAAUAAGAAGUGACAUCAUAGAGGUGUAUAAAAGUAUGCCUGGCAUGGAGAAAGUGGACAGAGAAAAGGUUUUGUCCCCCUCAUAACACUAGACCUUAUGAACAUCCAAUGAAACUGAAUGUUGGAAGAUUUAAGACAGACAAAAUAAAGUACUUCUUCACACACUGCAUAGUUAAACUAUGGAAUUUGCUUCCACAAAGGGCAGUGAUGGCCACCAACUUAGAUGGAUUUAAAAGAGGAUUAGACAAAUUCAUGGAGAAUCAUAGAGUUGGAAGGGGCCUAUAAGGCCAUCAAGUCCAACCUCCUGCUCAAUGGAGGAAUCCAAGUUGAAGCACACGCAACAGAUGGGUAUCCAGCUGCCUCUUGAAUGUCUCCAGUGUUGGAGAGCCCACCACCUCCCAAGAAAAUUGGUUCCAUUGUCAUACUGUUCUAACUUUUAGGAAGUUUUUCCUGAUGUUCAGUUGAAAUCUGGCUUCCUGCAAUUUGAGCCCAUUAUUCUGUGUCCUGCAAUCUGAAAUGAUCGAGAAGAGAACCUGGCCCUUCUCUGUGUCACAACCUUUCAAGUACUUGAAGAGUGUUAUCAAAUCUUCCUUCAGUCUUCUCAAGGCUAAACAUGCCCAGUUCUCUCUUCACAGGGCUUUGUUUCCAGUCCCCUGAUCAUCCUCGUUGCCCUCCUCUGGUCCUGUUCCAGUUUGUCUGCACCCUUCUUAAAGUGAUUACCAGAAGCCAACAUGGAUUUAUCAAGAACAAAUCCUGCCAGACUAAACUUAUCUCAUUUUUUGAUUGGGUAACUUUGAUUGGGUAAAAUUCUAAGUGAUCUUGAUAGGCUGGAGCAUUGACCUGACAAAAACAGAAUGACAUUUAACAGGGAUAAGUGCAAAAUUCUACACCUAGGAAAAAGAAACCAAAUGCGCAGUUAUAAGAUGGGGGAUAUCGGCUCAGCAAUACUACAUGCAUUAAAAUAUUUCUAUCUCACCCUUCUACCCUACAAUAGGACACUCAGGGGAGCUCACAAAUCAUACACAAUAAAAACCCAAAAAACAUAAAAAUACAUAAAAUGCAGGUAUGAAAUACAGGAGAGUGAUAUUAAAAGGGACUAAAAAUGUAAAACUAAAAAGCUGGGGAAAUAUGUACCUGAAACAACGCUUUUUUGUGGCUGUUGGCAUUACUUGCCAACCUCAGCUCAUUCUCACCUUUAGCCUUCCUGAUGCCACCCCGCAAUUCUGUGCUACCUGUCUACUUUUUUUUGUGGCCUGGCCCCCCUUCCACUUCCUGUAUGUGUCCUUUUUUGUUUUUAGAUAAUCUCUAAGCUUUUUGUGAAGCCACAUUGGCUUCUUCUGCUGUCUUCUUUUUUCCUUGCUGGAAUUGUUUGCCAUUGUGCCUUUAGAAUUUCCUUUUUUAGAAACUCCCACCCAUCUUGGACUCCUUUUCUCAUUAAGGUUGCUUGCCAUGGAGCCUUAGCUUAUCAUUGUUCUGAGUUUAUUAAAAUCAGCUUUCCUGAAGUCCAGGGUAUGCGUAUGGCUACUCUCAGCUUUUGCUUCCUUUAAAAUCAAGAACUCAAGUAUAACAUGGUCACUUUCCUCCAGAGUUCCCGUAACUGCCACUUCAUCCACUAAGUCAUCUCUACUGCUUAGAAUCAAGUCAAGGAUAGCUGAUCCAGUUUGCUUCCUCCACAUUCUAUAGGAGAAAGUUAUCUCCAACACAAGUCAGGAAUUUCUUGGAGGGGCUGUGCUUGGCAGAAUUUGUCUCACAACAGAUAUUGGGGUAAUUGAAGUCUAUCAUUACUACUACAUUAUGCCUCCUUGAAAAAUUGCCAAUUUGCUUCACAAAAGUUUCAUCUUCAUCUUCUCCUUGAUUGAGUGGUGGGUAGUAGAUUCCAACCACCAUGUUCCUUUUAUUCCUAGCCCCAUUUAUUUUAAUCCAGAUACUCUCACUGGGGCUACCAAUCUCAUCCUGCUGUAUUUCUGCACAGGAAUAUAUAUUUUUAAUACAUAAUGCAACUUCACCUCCCUUUCUAUUCCUUUUGUUCUUUUUGAACAAGUUAUAUACUUGGAUUGCUAUAUUCCAGUCAUGGGAGUCAUCCCACCAAGUUUCAGUUAUAUCUAUGAAGUCGUUUUUAUCCUCCUCUAUUGAGAGUUGAAGUUUGUCCUGUUUCUUUCCCGUACUCUGGGCAUUAGUAUACAGACAUCAAAGACCAUGUGAUUUACGGUUUGGUUUCACUCCUACAUUUUUAUGAAGACUAUUAUUGGGCCCCAUUAGAGUUGUUCUCUCAGUUCCUGUGCGUAAGCCUUCGUUAAUCUUUACCUCCAAGUUUACCUCUCCCUCCCCCGUAGGAUUCCGUUUAGAGCCUUCUGGAUGAAGUUCUCUAUGCUGUGGCCUAACAAUUCUUCCCAGUCCUUGUGAAGUGCAACCCAUCACUUGACAGCAGUCCAUCUUCCAGGAAGCAUAGCCCCGUAGUUCCAGAAUCCCAAUCUCUUGUGUUGGCACCACUGUUGUAUGCAGACGAUACCAUAAUUUUAGCAGAAACCAGUAAUGAUUUGAAACGAAUGCUGAUGAAAGUUAAAGAGGAAAGCACAAAAGCAGGACUACAGCUAAAUGUCAAGAAGACUAAAGUAAUGACAACAGAAGAUUUAUGCAACUUUACAGUUGACAAUGAGGACAUUGAACUUGUCAAGGAUUAUCAAUACCUCGGCACGUCAUUAACCAAAAUGGAGACAAUAGUCAAGAAAUCAGAAGAAGGCUAGGACUGAGGAGGGCAGCUGUGAGAGAACUAGAAAAGGUCCUCAGAUGCAAAGAUGUAUCACUGAACACCAAAGUCAGGAUCAUUCAGACCAUGAUAUUCCCGAUCUCUGUGUAUGGAUGUGAAAGUUGGACAGUAAAAAAGACGGACAAGAGAAAAAUCAGCUCAUUUGAAAUGUGGUGCUGGAGGAGAACUUUGCGCAUACCAUGGACUGCGAAAAAGACAAAUAAUUGGGUGUUAGAACAAAUUAAGCCAGAACUAUUACUAGAAACUAAAAUGAUGAAACUGAGGUUAUCAUACUUUGAACACAUAAUGAGAAGACAUGAUUCAUUAGAAAAGAUAAUAAUGCUUGGAAAAACAGAAGGCAGUAGAAAAAGAGGAAGGCCAAACGAGAUGGAUUGAUUCCAUAAAGGAAGCCACAGACCUGAACUUAUAAGAUCUGAACAGGGUGGUUCAUGACAGAUGCUCUUGGAGGUCGCUGAUUCAUAGGGUCGCCAUAAGUCGUAAUCGACUUGAAGGCACAUAACAACAACAACAUUUUUCUUUCCCUUUCUACUCCUCUUCUAAGUACUGGAAGGAUGGAUUAGAAGACUAUCUGGGCACCAAAGUCCUUGAAUUUCCUUCCCAGAGCUUCAAAGUCUACUGUGCUUUUUUUGUAGCUCCACUUGGCAGUAUCAUUCAUUCCCACAUGGAUGAGAAGAAAGGAAUACAUGUCAAUGAACUUUAUGAGUGAAGGCAACCCAUCUGUUACAUCUCUAAUUCAUUCUCCAGGACAGCAUACCUGGUGAGUCCAUGGGUCGUCUUCUUGACAUACUUAGGUUUCUAUCCCACACAGUAGGGGGUCUCCCACUAUUACCACUCUUCUUGUUGUCAUGGGACAUGGUUUCAUUGCCUCUGCUUGACUGAGCUCCAGCCUCUCACUCAUUGUCACAUGGGGACACCUGUUAUUUUUCCUUAGCAGGCUGUUCUCCAGUCUCAUCCUUAAGUGCCUGAAAUUGGUUCCAUAGUUCCACUGGUGCAGGGUGUCUUCUAGCUCUUCUGCUCUUAACUCUCACCCUUUCCUAUGGAGUUUCAUCUACUUCAUUGUUCCUCUUCUCAACACUCUCCUCUUCUGCUUCAACAUGCUGCUGUUCUUCUACCUCCUGUACUUCUCUUUGCUGUUGUUGUUCCAGCAUUCUAAGAAUUCUUCAUCCUUUCUUGAGUGUGCAACCUGCCGCUCCAGGCCUCUCACUUUUUCAAAGGCUAUCAAAGGCUACUAGCCAUGAUGGCUAUGUUCUGCCUCCAUAGUUGGAGGCAGUAUGGUUCUGAACACUAGUUGCUGGAAACUGCAGGAGGGGAGAGUGUUGUUGCAUUCAGGUCCUGCUUGUGGGCUUCCCCCAGGCAUCUGGUUGGCCACUGUGAGAACAGGCUGUUGGACUAGAUGGUCCACUGGCCUGAUCCACCAGGCUCUUCUUAUGUUCUUAUGAAAAGGAGUUGCUCAAAGGAGUUUACAGAUGUAAAAUCAAACAUAACAAUAACAAUAUAAAUACUGCUGGCAGGAAGGGCAGGAUAUAAAUCAAAUAAUAAAUAAAAAUAAAUAAAAGCAACAAUGAUCCAAUUAUUGUACUUAAAAGAGAUGCAAAAAAUAAUAAUACUUGGUCCCAAACUACAUUUCUGUACCAGCCAUUCCCAGCACCUGCUGUUCAGAGAUAGUACAGCCUAUCUGAACAUGACAGUUUCAUUUAUGUACAAAUUGAUAUCCCACUUUUAAGUCAGCUCACAACACUUACAAAAUGUAAUGGAUUCAUUAUAAAACAUGUUUUUAAAACAGAACCUGCCCAGGUGGAGCAGACAUCUGUUGUCUUCGCCUGCUUGCCCUCUUCUUCCUACAGGGCAGGUGGUAUCAAUGGACCUGUGCUGGGGAGGGAGUUGGUCCAGAAGAAGCAGAGAUCUCAUAUCAUCUUUGCCUGUGUGCCUACCUGCCUGCCUACUUCGCUCUAGUGGAUUUAAGUCAAUCAACAGCUAUUAGCCUGCUAUGAUUCCUCUCUUCCAUGAAGUUGCCUAACUUCUUCUUUAAAAGUAUCCAUAACCCCCCACCACCUUUUAAAGGCAUUGUAUUCUUCUGACAUAGCGUUUCAAGACCCAGUCCCGACAUACAUCACAUUCCUAUAUCCCAUUGAUGCCCACACAACAUCUCAAUGUUUUUGGAAACAGUGCAAGAUAUUAGAACAAAAUAAGGAUAGGUAAGAAAUUAUUUUAGGUGUGUGGUAUUAAAAGAUGGGCAGAGCAAUUCAAAUGCCGGGGAGCUGGAGGAAAGUUCUGUGGGAUUAUCCUCCUGCUCAGGAGCUGCCGGCCCAGCUGAACACUGGCUCCACUGGAAGCUGCGUGCAUGAGCCAGCCGGGGAGCCCUGGCUCCCAUGAAUCGGCCUCCCAAGGAGUAAGCGCUCCCUGUAGAGACCCAUUGCAAUUUUUUGUUCCACUGUCCUUUUGGGCAGCAGAGUUUCCAGGUGGACUGGGGCCCAGGGCGGGCUCUGAAUGUGAGGAGGAACUCAUGUAAGGCCCCCCCUGUGGCUCCUUUCCCACUACACCCAUAGAAUGCUCCAUUUUGGGGGCUUCCACUGGCCCUCUGUCCGCUGGGCUGGCCAUCCCCGGUGGACCCAUACUAGUGCCACAGCCAUGACAGAGGGCUGCUGAUGGCACCACUGGGGAUCCGCAGCAUCCAACGCACCCCAGACUGGCAGAAAGGUGAGUUGCAUGGUGCCCUUAGAACUCCUCCCCCACAUUAUGAUCAGUACUGCCAUAGCUGCUAGGUAUAAUGUGUGGUCUGUCCAACAGAAGGAACUACAGAGGCAGCCCAGGGUGCUGAAUGUGAAGAUUCAGAAAUGGGAACUACAUACAGAGCAUCCUUUUUUGCAUAGAGAACACCCUGUCCAGAAGAUAGUUUCUUUAUAUAUGAGAAUCUGUUUUCCCUCUUUGAAUUGGGGUGAAUAUAUAUUAGACAUCUUUCCUUUCGUAUUUUGUAAAUUUUCAUGAUCCUACAGGAUAAAUCUUGUUCUUGGCUAUAGGUAAAGAUAAUUCUACUGAUUGCCUUUAGGAAGAAGUUACCAUUUUGAAUCCAGGGAAUUUAGGAAAUAGUAAACUGCUAUGCCGCUUAUUUAAAAAAAUAUAGCAUAAAGUCAAGUAUAAACUAAACUUGUGAAUUUUAUGUAACCACUGAAGUUAAAAAGUAACUUCCUGCCUGCUUUUUGCUCUGCUUGCUCAUCCCUGGGAAACAUUCUGAUUUGUUGCUAUCAACAUUAACUAUAAAAUGUUUAGUUAUCUAGAGGCUAAUUUUAAUAAACUAUUCAUUGUUAUUUUUAAAAUGUGGGAUGUGCAUUAGCUGUCUUAUAGAUGGAGAAGACAAUUUCUGUGAAGUAAAUAUACCAGCAAUGG